This is a messenger RNA of Sesamum indicum (sesame), 2199 nucleotides long. RefSeq lists its product as uncharacterized. Lineage: Eukaryota; Viridiplantae; Streptophyta; Magnoliopsida; Lamiales; Pedaliaceae. The record is from RefSeq and is a predicted model, not a curated record.
CAAAGCAGCAAAAAGACUUGUCCUAUCUCACAACUGAGGGAAAAAACAGUUGAUCUGCUGAAGUUACUCCACCACAAUCUUCCAUUUUCCCCCAACUUCUUCAAACCCUAAAUUAAAUUAAAAUUUUGAGUUCUCUACCCCGCAACCACUCACCAAAAUUUCCCUUUCUCCCAUUUUUCUACACAGAUAUAGUGCAAGAAAAGGAAGGAGAUAAAGGGGAGGUAGCUGUGGACUCUCUUUCACCGAACCACACCAGUCAUGGAGCAUUGUGGAAAAGCCCACAAGGAAGGAAACCCACAUUGCUGAGAUUACUGCAAUGGGGAAGGGGGAGGAUGAGCAUCCUUUGCCGAGUACAUCUUUUGAGGCCCAGGGUACAACCCUGAGUGCGGGGAGCAGGAAAGGGUGCUGUUUGGGUUGCAGUAGGCUUCGGGAGUUGUUUACUUUCAGAUGUGUUUUCAUUUUGGUGCUUGGUGUUGCAGUGCUUCUGUCGGCUGUUUUUUGGCUGCCGUUUUUUCACUUUGGAGAUCACAAAGAUCUGGAUCUGGACUAUGGAGACACUAGUAAGAAAAUGGAAGUCGAGGAAGGCUGGCAUAAGCAGGAGCAAAGAGAUGUAGGUCAUGAUAUAGUGGCAAGUUUCAUGCUGCGAAACCCAGCUUCUUUUCUUGAAGACAAUGUCUUGCAACUUGAGAACGAUAUUUUUGAUGAGAUGAGCUUCUCCUCUACUAAAGUAGAAAUAAUAUCUCUAGACAUAACGAAGGUUGUGUUUGCAGUUGAAUCUGAUCUGACCACGCAGAGUUUAAUCAAAUCGUCUUUUGUCUCUAUAAUCACACAUCAAUCAUUUCUUCAUUUGACGACGUCUUUGUUCGGGGAUCCUUUUUCCUUUGAGGUGCUCAAAUUCCGAGGAGGGAUUACCGCUACUCCUGAACAGAAGGCAUUCCUUAUGCAGAGUGUUCAGAUCCUUUUCAACUUCACUUUGAACUUCUCCAUUGAUCAAACACUAAACAAUUUCGACGAACUUAGGAGCCAACUGAAAACCGGCUUACAUCUGGCUCCAUAUGAGAACUUGUAUAUAAGGCUGACUAAUCUAAAGGGUUCAACAGUGGCUCCACCUACAACAGUUCAGUCACAAGUUGUUUUGGCAGUGGGCAUUAAUCCGUCGAAAUCCAGGUUAAAGCAGUUGGCUCAAACUAUAACUGGUUCUCAUCAUACUAAGAAUCUUGGUCUGAAUAACACUGUAUUUGGACGGGUUAAACAAGUCCGUCUUUCAUCCAUAUUGCAACACUCCCUUGGCGGUGAUGGGAGUGGGCCAUCUCCAUCACCUUCUCCAUCUCCUCUGCCACAAUCCCACAACCACCACCACCACCACCACCGUGACACCCAUCUUGCUCCUAGUGUUUCACCUUCACCAUCAAUGGGGAGUUAUGGAUCUGUAAUCGGGAGAGGAUCACCGAUAUCUAGUCCUGUCCCUGCACCAGCACCGUCAAGGAAUAAAGCCUCACCACCUCCGGCUUGUCAUUUUGGUAACAAUAAUAGGUCUCCGUGGAAGCACAAUAAACAUUCUCAUAUGGCACCGGCAGCACCACCAUAUGCACCUGAUGCUGCUCCAACACAACCGAAGCAAACAAGUUUCCUGCCACCCCAAUUGUCACCAGUUCCUGCUGCAAGCCCGCCAAAGGUAGCUUAUGCUCAUAGUCAACCCCCGUCCAACGGUGAAUCUCGUGCGAGGCCACUGGAUUCAAUGCCAAUAGUUUCACCAUCGCCAUCUCCAUCCUCUGCAGGUAUAUUCUCCUCCAAUAUGUGGACACUUCUGCUUCACACAGUUAUCUUCGUGCUCUUGUAGCUGCGGAAAAAGCAUCAUGUUAUCAGGCAAAUAUACUGCCCGAUAAUUUCGAAAAUGCUUCCAUCAGCUUCUUGUAUCCACCCAAAGGAGCAGCGAUAAGUGGAGGAAUUUGCUGGUGCGAGUGAUGCCAAAAAUGGGCAUUCGCCUCACAAUUGAGUGCAUAUAACUUGUCUUGUGCUUGUAAAUAUUCGAUUAAAAGUUCAGCGGCUAAAUGCAUCAAGGUCAAAGUCACAGAGGUGACGGUCCGUGAAGACGUGCACUGCCGCUGAAGUCGUGUAUGAUAAAAUUUUAAGGAGGGAAAAUCACAAAUGUAAACACAUCACCUUUUUCGUUUCAAAUCUCUUACAAGCCUACAACCA